Telopea speciosissima is the source of this 792-nucleotide messenger RNA. Its product is annotated as vesicle-associated protein 2-1-like. Gene Ontology annotation, biological process: endoplasmic reticulum membrane organization. Gene Ontology annotation, cellular component: endoplasmic reticulum membrane; plasma membrane. The record is from RefSeq and is a predicted model, not a curated record. Bases 60 to 725 code for a protein of 221 amino acids. The transcript is spliced from 7 exons. NCBI's taxonomy places the organism in Eukaryota, Viridiplantae, Streptophyta, Magnoliopsida, Proteales, Proteaceae.
UGAUGGGCUUUGGUCAUUUUAGGGGUUGAUGCGGUUUUGCGAUCGGUCUUGUCGAAAUUAUGGGUGUUGGUCGCAACUUGAUCUCUGUUCAUCCCGAAGAGCUGAGGUUUCAAUUUGAGCUGGAAAAGCAGAGCUGUUGUGAUCUGAAGCUAGUGAAUAACACUGAACACCAUGUUGCCUUCAAGGUGAAAACCACUUCACCCAAGAAGUACUUUGUACGACCAAAUACUGGUGUUAUACAAGCUUGGGACUCAUGCGUCAUAACAGUCACCCUCCAAGCUCAACGAGAGCAUCCUCCUGAUAUGCACUGCAAAGAUAAAUUUCUCCUGCAGAGUACAAUAGUACCUCCAAAUAUUGAUGUUGAUGAAAUCCCACCAGAUGCCUUCAAUAAAGAUGCUCAAAAAACAAUAGAGGAGUGUAAGCUUAAGGUUGUUUAUAUCUAUCCUGGUCAAGAGAAUUCAGGGGAUGAUGUAUCAUUUAUGAAGGGCUCCAAGCAAAGUCCUGAUGCUGAAUCUGCCCGUGCAGUGCAACGUCUGAAGGAGGAAAGAGAUGCAGUUCUUCAACAAACAAAGCUAUUGCAACAUGAACUGGAGAGGUUGAAGAGACUCAGUCGUCGGACAAGUGACCCAGGCUUCACCUUCACGUUUGUUCUGUUUGUGGGACUCAUUGGUGCCCUGGUUGGUUUUAUCUUAAACCUCGCAUUGUCUGCUCCCCCUACAGAAUAACUUCAAUUUUCUUCAGGAUCCCAUGAGAUAAUCUUGUCUACCCACAUGUAAUUUUUAAUGUUUUAUU